AUGGCGGAUGUAAAGGACUGGGGCUUAGAAGCCCUUGGAAAGCUUAAAUCAACGGAACCACCGGUUUUUCUAGCGCCAAGUUCGAUAUCAGAUGUGGCUCGUGUUGCGUCUCAGUAUCUCUUCACCAAGCUGAAGCCUCACAACCUUAAAUCUCCUUUUGAAGAGCUCUUGGUUGAUGGUUUUGACGCGGAGCAGAUUUGGCAGCAGAUUGAUAUGCAGUCUCAACCAUUGUUGUCAAGCCUGCGACAUGAAGUUAAGCGAUUUGCUAAAAACCCUAAAGAGAUUCGCAAGCUCGGAGGUUUGGCCCUCGAGGAUACUCACGAGGAUGAUGAGAUGGAUAUGGAUAUGGAUGGGUUUGACAUGGAUGAUGAUAGUGAGGGUGGGGAUGAAGAUAAUGAGUUAGAAGCUGACGAAAGCGAAGAGGACGAGGAGGAUGAAGAAGAGGAAGAAGAGGAGGAGGAUGAAAAGAAUGAAGGAAUAGAGGACAAGUUCUUCAAGAUCAAAGAUUUGGAGAAUUUUUUGGAGGAGGGUGAAGCUCUAGAGUAUGGCAUCGACUCCAAAAACAAUACACAGAAGCAAAAUUUGAGUGAUGAUGAUGAAUAUGAUGAAGACGAAGAUGAUGAUGAGGAAGAUGAAGAGUUUGGUGCUUUUGCUGCUGAUGACAACGAAGAGUCAGACAAUUUGGGAAAGGCCAGAUAUGAGGAUUUCUUUGGUGGUAAAAAGGAGACAAAAAAGACGAUGAAAGAUGUCAUUGAAGAUGAGGAAGCGGGAAAUGGAAACCAAGGAAAUGAAACACUCUCUACCCAUGAGAAAGAGCUGCUAAAGCUUCAAUCCAAGAUCGAACAGAUGGAGAAAGCAAACUUAGAUCCUAAACAUUGGACUAUGCAGGGAGAGGUAACUGCUACAAAGAGGCCAAAGAAUAGUGCUCUAGAAGUUGAUUUAGAUUUUGAGCACAAUGCCAGGCCUCCUCCUGUUAUCACAGAAGAGGUCACAGCCUCACUUGAGGAUAUGAUCAAGAGCCGAAUCAUUGAGGCCCGUUUUGAUGAUGUUCAACGAGCACCUAGUCUGCCCACUAAAUCCAAAAGAGAAGCCAAGGAAUUGGACGAUAAUAAAAGCAAGAAAGGUCUUGCCGAAGUUUACGAGGAAGAAUACGUUCAGAAGUCUAAUCCGUCUUUUGCUCCAGCAACUUUCUCUGAUGAACUGAAGAAAGAGGCAAGCAUGCUAUUCAAGAAACUAUGCCUGAAGUUGGAUUCUCUCUCCCACUUCCACUUUACACCUAAACCAGUAAUUGAAGAAAUGUCUAUACAGACAAACGUCCCAGCCAUAGCAAUGGAAGAGGUUGCGCCAGUGGCAGUGUCAGAUGCAGCAAUGCUUGCUCCGGAGGAAAUAUUUUCGGGGACAGGCAAAAUAAAGGAUGAGUCUGAACUUACACAGGAAGAGAGAAAGAGGAGGAGAGCUAAGAAGAAGAGAAAGUUCAAAGCUGAAUCUGCCAACAAACCUGUGAAGAAGGCGCGUGAUACUACUACUACAGACAUGUCUAAAACCGGCAAUGAAUAACGGUGAAAGAGAGGAGAGGAAUGGAAGAAGAGUUAAGUGGAGAGAUAAAUCUACUUAGACUGCUUCAAGAUUGGAUACCAACAACAGUUUUGCAUGUCAGAAAUAUUGAAAUUUUGUUAUUGUAAGGCCGAUGAUUUGGCAUUUUUAUCUCCCACCAUGAUGAAUUUUUUGUGUUUAUUUGUUUCAAGUGUUAGUUUUCUUAGUCUUUAGCUUCGUUUAUUUAUUGUUGUUCUCAAGUUAUUAACCACUAACACAGAA
Molecule: messenger RNA, 1815 nt
Organism: Eruca vesicaria subsp. sativa (arugula)
Lineage: Eukaryota; Viridiplantae; Streptophyta; Magnoliopsida; Brassicales; Brassicaceae
Source: the annotation of a GenBank genome assembly